AUGUCGACUCGAAACAUUUUGACCAAGGAAACCCGGUCCGUUUCUUUCAAGGACAUCAAAAUCCUGUACGAUAGCUACGGCACUGGAGACCACGCUCUCGUCUUCAUCCAUGGCUGGACAUGCAACCGUGCGUUAUGGGCCACCCAAGAACCACUCUACACAAAGUACCGAUCCAUCCUAAUCGACCUUCCUGGCCACGGAGAGAGUGAAGCUCCUUGGGGUGUCGACUAUAACCACGAGUUCUUCGCUAGGGCAGCAAACGUGGUCCUGCAGCAAGAAAAGAUCGAGCAUUCCGUAUUGAUAGGCCAUAGCCUUGGUGGACCUUUAGCAACAAUGAUGCUUCGUCUCUUCCCUGAAAAGGUUUCAGGAAUAUUCUACAUCGACUCCUUCUGGGAUAUUCCACAAACCUAUCUGACCAUCGAGGAGCGUAGGAAACUGGGAGAAAAUCUCCACGAUGAUGCUUUUUUCCUGAAGACUAUUGACCCGCUUUUUGUUGACAAGAAUGACCCGGAUGGUUCUAUCAGGAAGGCCGUGACUGAUGUGAUGGCGGGGACGUCAACUCACGUCCGUGUUUCGGCUGUAGCCACCGACUCCGUGCCUCACCAAUGGCGAUACGACAAUGUGACAACUAUUCCUGCAUUCCAUGUCGUCACGCCCAAUUUUUCCAACAUUGACAAAAACUGGGUUCACCAUAUACCACAGCUUCGGGUUGAGGUCUGGGAAGGACACGGCCAUUUUAUGCACAUGGAGGCGCCAGAGCGAUUCAAUAAUACCGUGGAUCGAUUUUUGGUGGAUAAUAGCCUUUUGCAAGUUGCAUGA
Talaromyces rugulosus is the source of this 819-nucleotide messenger RNA. RefSeq lists its product as uncharacterized. The record is from RefSeq and is a predicted model, not a curated record. Lineage: Eukaryota; Fungi; Ascomycota; Eurotiomycetes; Eurotiales; Trichocomaceae. The coding region runs from base 1 to 819 and encodes 272 amino acids. The transcript has a single exon.